CCCGGGCUCGGGAGGGGGGAGCAGGCGGCUCCCAGCGCAGGGCGCAGCUCUCGGGUCGGGGUGUGCGGGGCUCGCGGCGCCCCCGUCCCUCCAGCUUCCUUCACUUCCCCUUCCCCCGCGCACGCACACGCCCCCCGCCCCGCCUUGCCUCCGAGCAGCCCGGCUCCGGCGGUCACCUGUGACCCGGCCCCCGAGCCCCUCCGCUCCACUUGGCUCGCGCGGGGCCCCGAGAGUAUCCAGCCCGGCUGGCUCUGGACGAUUAGUGUUAUUUAUAGCGAGAGGUGGCGAGGGGGAGGGGGACGGUGGGGGAGGAGUCGCGGAGGGAGGCAGGCCAGCGAGCUCCCCGCCCGCCCGCCCGCCUGCCCCAGCUCUCCCCGGGCCGGGCUGGGCCGGGCUGGGCUGGGCCGCGGGCUCUCCGACUCCGGCCGUCCUUCGGUCUCAUCGCGCCGACGAAAGGCAUCGAGGACCCCGAGCGCCCGGCAGGAGGCCAGAAGGCGGGCAGCACGUGGGCCCCCGGGCCGGGGAGACGGAGGGGCUCCGCGCCCGAGAGGUGGGGGACAAGGAUGCCCAGAUCUGACGCGGAAGAGCCCCAGCCGGGAGGGCCCCAGAGGGCGCCGUAGCAGCCGGUGCAGCGACAGGCGGGCGGACCGGGCCGGGCAGCUCCUCACCUUGGGCCGGGGACCAUGAAGCAGAAGAGGAAGGGGGUCCUGGGAGGUCAGGCUGCGCCGCGGAGAAAGCCGGCUUCGCCCUAGAGGGGCCGCGCCACCGUUUCUCCCGGGGGUCGGGGAGCGCCAUGAGAGGCCGGGAACCAGCGGUCCGUCUGCGGCUGCCCGUCCGCGGGUCUUCCCCCCCCUGCCGGGACUGAGCCGGCUGGCACCGACCUUGGGUCCCCUCCCCCGGGGCGCGCCCGGCACGCGGCCUCACAGCUUCCGCCGCCAGCCGCGCCCGCCUCAGCUUCCCGCCCUCGGCCGGCCGCCCGCUGCUGUACCAUGGGAUGUCGGCAAAGCUCGGAGGACAAAGAGGCAGCUCGGCGGUCCAGGAGGAUUGACCGCCACCUGCGCUCGGAGAGCCAGCGCCAGCGCCGCGAGAUCAAGCUGCUGCUCCUGGGCACCAGCAACUCGGGCAAGAGCACCAUCGUCAAGCAGAUGAAGAUCAUCCACAGCGGGGGCUUCAACCUGGAGGCCUGCAAGGAGUACAAGCCCCUGAUCGUCUACAACGCCAUCGACUCGCUCACGCGCAUCAUCCGCGCGCUGGCCGCCCUCAAGAUCGAGUUCCACAACCCCGACCGCGCCUAUGACGCCGUGCAGCUCUUCGCGCUGACGGGCCCGGCCGAGAGCAGGGGCGAGAUCACCCCCGAGCUGCUGGGGGUCAUGAAGCGGCUCUGGGCGGACCCCGGGGUGCAGCAGUGCUUCUGCCGCUCCAGCGAGUACCACCUGGAGGACAACGCGGCCUACUACCUGAACGACCUGGAGCGCAUCGCCGCGCUGGACUACAUCCCCACCGUGGAGGACAUCCUGCGCUCGCGGGACAUGACCACCGGCAUCGUGGAGAACAAGUUCACCUUCAAGGAGCUGACCUUCAAAAUGGUGGACGUGGGGGGGCAGAGGUCGGAGCGCAAAAAAUGGAUUCACUGUUUCGAGGGCGUGACAGCAAUAAUCUUCUGCGUGGAGCUGAGCGGCUACGACCUGAAGCUCUACGAGGAUAACCAGACGAGUCGGAUGGCCGAGAGCCUGCGCCUCUUUGACUCCAUUUGCAACAACAACUGGUUCAUCAGCACCUCCCUCAUCCUCUUCCUGAACAAGAAGGACCUGCUGGCCGAGAAGAUCCGGCGCAUCCCGCUCACCGUCUGCUUCCCCGAGUACAAGGGCCAGAACACCUACGAGGAGGCGGCCGUCUACAUCCAGCGCCAGUUCGAGGACUUGAACCGCAACAAGGAGACCAAGGAGAUCUACUCGCACUUCACCUGCGCCACCGACACCAGUAACAUCCAGUUUGUCUUUGACGCGGUCACGGAUGUCAUCAUUCAGAACAAUCUCAAGUACAUCGGCCUCUGCUAGGAACGCCCGGGGAUGGAUGGGUCCGUUUGCCUGUGGUGAAACCGGUGGAGCCCAGCCCGCCCCCCGCGGGGGCGCCGCUCCACCAGGGGCAGCCCUGGAAGGCCAAAGGAGAAAGGUGGGGGGCCAGGGGGAAGCUGAGCCACGCUCACGCUCCCGCCAUUUCCCUCUCCCCCACGUUUUUUGCAAAAGUACCUAUAUAUACUCAGAUAUAGAGAGAGCUAGGUAGGUAGGUAGGUAGCUAGCUAGACAUAUCCAUAUAUUAACACAUUUGCAAAGUUCCCCAAAGAGGGCCUGCGGAGGGAGACGACGCGUGUUCACCACAGUCGCCGGGAGCUCGAGCCAUCCCCUUCACUGGGCUUUCUUGAGAGCCGCUCCGCGGUGUGGAGCAGGCCGGCGCUCACCCGGCCUCGGGGAAGAGGCGGCGCGGGGAGAACGGGCCCGCUCUGCCUCUGGUGUCCAGGAGAAAGGCCAUGAGCUACCGCAGGCAGCCAGCGGAGGCGGCCACGUGAGCGGGGCCCACCCCGAGACCUUCCGGAGCCAAGGGCGCAGCCUUGCUUCGGGUCCCCACUUUGACCGGCGGCCCCUUGGAGCCGUUUACAAAAGCUUCAAUGGAUGGGCGCCCCGAACGAGCGGAGCCGCUCGGCUCCAGAAGGGCCAGGCCGGGGAGGCCGUUCUCCGGUGGUCAUGAGUUUUCUACAUCCGGAUACGGGCUUUCUUCUUUGACUUUCUUGAGGAGGGUGGGGAGGGCAAAUCUUGUGGUGUUUUACAGAUGAGGGGAAAAAUUACAGAAAAUUGAAAAAAAGCAAAUGAGUGUUCAUUUUAAACUAUGGACUGUACAAAGAAACAGCACGAUAGUUUUUUGGCUUUUGUGUGUGUGUACGUGUGUGCGUGUGUGUGUUUUUCUAAGAGGAUUGUUUGUGUGUUUGGUUUGCCGAGUAUAAAAACUGCCGCUGGAAAGCUUUGGGUUCUCCCAGGAAGUUCUGGGAAACGGGGUCAGACUGUACCAGCCUCCUUGGGCCCCUGACAUCACGGGUGUAGAAUAUAAGUCCUACGAAAGGCCAUUUGCUCCUGCUGAGGUUUUCGGUUCUGUUUUACUUUUUAAAACCUAGUGUAUUGGACGAAGGUUGACGCGGGAGCGCUGUGAACAAUAAUUUUGUGUUUUGGUGUUUAAAAGCGUAAAUCCUUGGCUCUUCAGUUCGAUUAGGGAUGGAGGGGGAAAGAAAGGACUGCGUUCCCGGACUCCCCGUUAUCAUCUCGUCGUUGCAGGCUGACACUCAGCAGCCCCAGUUCCUGUGAAGGCCCAGAGAGUUUGGGUGCCUGACGGAAGAUUAAAGGAGCGUGCCAUGGGGACUCUACCAAGAACCACGGCCUCCCAUCGUGCAGUCCUUCCUUCGGCCACCAGAGCCUGUUUUCAGACUUGUCCGGGAAGAAAUAGGUGGCACGAGUACGUGGCCAGCACAGCGAAAACCUUCAUUCCCCCUUUGUUCCCUCCCAUGUGGUCCAGGGCACGUCUGGGGCUUCUCAGCCAAAGGCUUUCAGGAAGUUGGGAGGGAGGGAAGAGAGAAAAUUCGAGUCAGAGGUUGUCCACCUUAAGAAAAUAAAAUCAUCCAAAUGA
This is a messenger RNA of Antechinus flavipes (yellow-footed antechinus), 3672 nucleotides long. It is a transcript of the gene GNAZ, whose product is annotated as G protein subunit alpha z. The transcript is spliced from 3 exons. The coding region runs from base 990 to 2057 and encodes 355 amino acids. Gene Ontology annotation, cellular component: heterotrimeric G-protein complex. Gene Ontology annotation, molecular function: G-protein beta/gamma-subunit complex binding; GTP binding; GTPase activity. Gene Ontology annotation, biological process: adenylate cyclase-modulating G protein-coupled receptor signaling pathway. The record is from RefSeq and is a predicted model, not a curated record. NCBI's taxonomy places the organism in Eukaryota, Metazoa, Chordata, Mammalia, Dasyuromorphia, Dasyuridae.